This is a messenger RNA of Falco peregrinus (peregrine falcon), 2254 nucleotides long. It is a transcript of the gene SPPL2A, whose product is annotated as signal peptide peptidase like 2A. Gene Ontology annotation, cellular component: Golgi-associated vesicle membrane; lumenal side of endoplasmic reticulum membrane; cytoplasmic side of endoplasmic reticulum membrane. Gene Ontology annotation, biological process: membrane protein proteolysis. The record is from RefSeq and is a predicted model, not a curated record. The transcript is spliced from 17 exons. Bases 121 to 1725 code for a protein of 534 amino acids. Gene Ontology annotation, molecular function: aspartic endopeptidase activity, intramembrane cleaving. NCBI's taxonomy places the organism in Eukaryota, Metazoa, Chordata, Aves, Falconiformes, Falconidae.
GGCGGAAGAGGAAGUGGCGCCGCGCCGGCAGCCGGCGGCAGAGAAAGGCUGCGCGGCGGGUGCGAGGAGCCCCGGCCCGGCCCAGGCCCUUCCCCGAGCGGGCGGCGGUGGCUGAGGACGAUGAGGGCCGCCGGGCUGCUCUGGGCCGCGCUGUGGGCGCUGCUGCUGCCGCCGGUAACUGCAGAUGAGGGGAUCCUGCACGCUUCUGGAAGUGGCAUACCUCCCGUAACAAAGGAUUAUUGCAUAAUUUACAAUUCUAGUUGGGUAUCUCUUCCAAAGAGCCUGGACAAUGCUACUUUCAGAACUCUGGAAAACCUGACUUCUACGGUACUCUGCAGUUCUUCUGAAGUUCCUUCUGGCUUAAUGAAGGACAAAGCAGUUGUAGUGAUGAGAGGAAACUGCACUUUCUUGGAGAAAGCAAGAAUUGCACAAAGAUUGGGUGCUAAAAUGCUGUUGAUUGCCAGUAAGCCUAGGCUGUCUCCUCUUUCAGAUAACAAGACUGAUUUUGAAGAUGUGACUCUUCCGGUUGCUCUUAUAAGAUACAGUGACAUAGUAGAUAUGCAGCUGACGCUGGGAAAUGAAGUUAAUGUGACUCUGUAUUCACCACCUUUGCCAGAGUUUGAUUGCAGUAUGGUUGUCAUCUUCCUGAUUGCUGUGUUUACAGUGGCACUAGGAGGCUACUGGAGCGGAGUAGCAGAACUUGAGAAUUUGAAAGCAAUAGCAAGUCCUGGGGAGAGAGAAACAAGACGGAAGAAGGAAGAAAAUGUUACUUUCACCCCUGUAACAGUUAUCUUGUUUGUUGUCAUCUGUUGUGUCAUGCUGGUCUUACUUUAUUUCUUCUACAAAUGGUUAGUGUAUGUUAUAAUAUCAGUCUUCUGCUUGGCAUCUGCAAUGAGUCUAUACAACUGUCUUGCAGCGUUAAUAGCAGAAAUACCAUUUGGGCAGUGCAGGAUUGCAUGUUGCAACAAAAACAUUGAAGUGAGGCUUAUUUUUCUUGCUGUAUUCUGCAUAGCAGCAGCUGUCGUCUGGGCAGUGUUUCGAAAUGAAGAUAGGUGGGCUUGGAUUUUGCAAGAUAUUUUGGGAGUUGCUUUCUGCUUAAACUUUAUUAAAACACUGAAAAUGCCCAACUUUAAGUCCUGUGUGAUACUUCUAGGCCUUCUCCUUCUAUAUGAUGUGUUUUUUGUUUUCAUAACACCAUUUAUUACAAAGAAUGGGGCAAGUAUAAUGGUUGAAGUUGCAGCUGGUCCUUUUGGAAACAGUGAAAAGAAUGAUGGAAACUUGGUGGAAGUCCCUGCUGAACGCUCAGCUCCCCAUGAGAAAUUACCUGUGGUUAUUAGAGUGCCUAGACUUGAAUACUCUGCAUCGACACUGUGUGACAUGCCAUUUUCAUUGUUGGGUUUUGGAGACAUUAUUGUCCCAGGGCUUCUGGUUGCCUAUUGUCGAAGAUUUGAUGUUCAAACAAGUUCAUCUUCUGUAUACUUCAUUUCCUGCACAAUAGCUUACGCCAUCGGUAUGGUGCUGACUUUCAUUGUUCUGGCAUUAAUGAAGAUGGGACAACCUGCCCUUCUCUAUCUUGUACCAUGUACACUCAUAACUAGCUCGCUUGUUGCUUGGCGGCGCAAAGAGAUGAAGAAAUUUUGGAAGGGAAGCAGUUACCAGGUAUCGGACUCCCCCAGGACGCCUUUGCUACAAGAUGAUGGAGCACCUGGAUUACACAGGAAAUGAAGAAAGCACAGCAUCAGCCAGUGAACAGCCUGGAGGACAAUAACACGUAGGAUCCUGAUUUAAAAUAGUAUUCAAUUUUUCUACAAAUAAAUUACAGUAAAUUUGGUGAAACUUUACAAUAUUUCUCACUCGGUAAAAGGAUUUUUUACUCCAGCUCCUAUAUUUUUAUGGAAAAUAUUGUCAAAACCAGAAAAGUUAUCAAAAGAGACUUGCAUUUUUACAGCCAAACCAUAGCUAGUAAAACUGUGCCUUAUUUCGAUAUAAAUAAAAGAUAUUUUCUAUGCAGUUUUCCAAAUGUGUUUCUAUACAGUAUAUUUUUAUAAAAAACACUUGCCCAUAUCAAUUUGAUGCAUUAAAUGUUUUCUUGAUUUUGAUUAUUCAUUUUUUUAAGAAGUACAGUACCCUUUGUAGGAUUUCUUUCCAGAUUUUGAAUGUAAAGAUGGAUAAUAAUGUAACUGUACCAACUAAAGAAUGAAACUGUAGUUCCAUUACUAAAAGUAACUGAAUAAACUGUGUGUAUGUUAGUCUA